This is a messenger RNA of Juglans regia (Persian walnut), 1255 nucleotides long. RefSeq names its product probable WRKY transcription factor 40. Gene Ontology annotation, biological process: regulation of DNA-templated transcription. Bases 220 to 1008 code for a protein of 262 amino acids. The record is from RefSeq and is a predicted model, not a curated record. The transcript has 5 exons. Gene Ontology annotation, molecular function: DNA-binding transcription factor activity; sequence-specific DNA binding. NCBI's taxonomy places the organism in Eukaryota, Viridiplantae, Streptophyta, Magnoliopsida, Fagales, Juglandaceae.
UUCAACGGCCUCUUCCUUGCGAAGAACAAAGACCAAGCUUUCUUACUAACUUCCAGAGAGAGCAGCCAAUAAAUAAUUGGUCUCUCUUCAAUCGAUCGAUCGAUAUCGAUCUUCGUGUACGUUCCUUGAACCAAACUAGUACGUGCUGCAUCCCUUGAAGUACCAUUAACCAUUCAUGAUUGUCGGUGAGAUUAUUAUUCAGUUGCGAUCUGAUCGAACAUGGAAGCGCAGAUGAGUACCACUUCUAAUGAUCAAAAGGCCAUGGAAACUCUCCAAGCAAACUCUGAGAGUUUGCGAAAAGAGAAUGAAACUCUAAGAUUCAUGCUUGGCGUUAUGAACAGAAAAUGCAAUAUUCUUCAAGCCCGUCUUCAAGCUAGAAAGGCAGAACAAAUAAUGGACAUCAAUUUAACUCAUCAAAGCGGCUCAAACAACGAAACAAAUUACAAGAAAGCACGGACACAGUUUCCGGCACCUAAUAGUACAUCACGAAUCUUAGUGAGAGCUGAUUCUCUGGACAAUAGCCUAAUAGUGAAAGAUGGCUAUCAAUGGAGGAAAUAUGGGCAGAAGGUUACUAAAGACAACCCAUCACCCAGAGCUUAUUUCAGGUGUUCCAUGGCUCCUGGAUGCCCCGUCAAGAAGAAGGUACAAAGAUGCGUGGAAGAUAAGAAUGUUCUUGUCGCAACCUACGAUGGAGAGCAUAACCAUGAUGCUAAUGCUAAUUCUCAUGAUGUCGGGGAUCAGUACUCUUUAUCUUCAUCAGAUCGUAUUGGAGUGGCCAUGACGAGCUCAAAUUCAAUGCAUGAUAUUUCUAAUCAUAGCCCAUUUCGACCAGCUAUCGCCCUUGAUCUCAGUCUCUCUGGGCCAAACAAAGAAAAUCGAAGAAAUUAUGUGGAAAAAGACCAUCAAAACAACUACUACAAUAAAAUUGAAGAAUGCGUGGCCUCUUUGACUAAAGAUCCUAACUUCACCGCAUCUUUGGCUGCAGCAGUUGCACGCUCCAUGUAUUAGCCACCCACCAGCCUAAAUUACCAAAGCUUUGAAGUGAUCGAUCAACAUCAUACAUGAUCUUUGUAACUGUAAAGAGAUGAAAAUAGCCUGGAAUCUGUGCUUAAUUAAGAGUGAUAGUGUUCUUUUGGGUGUUGAUUAAUAGUGUUGAGAAUAAAGUUUCAUCCUUGUAAAGAUAAAAUAUGGAGGGAUAAAGGGAAAAGGGCACUUGUGUUUGCUAUAAAGUUUGGGUUCAUCAUUUUUCUAUUCA